This is a messenger RNA of Cicer arietinum (chickpea), 474 nucleotides long. The record is from RefSeq and is a predicted model, not a curated record. NCBI's taxonomy places the organism in Eukaryota, Viridiplantae, Streptophyta, Magnoliopsida, Fabales, Fabaceae.
AUGGCGUCUUCCAUUGUUCGACAUAUUGUAAAUCGGAGGUUUUCUUUCCGUUUUAUAUGGUUACUUUCAUAUUGGAACACUUUUUUCAUGGUGCAAGUAGGCCUGGCAUUGUUUUUCGCAGUAGGAUUAUGGGCUAGGUUUCAAUCUUCACCAAAAGAAUCUCACUUAAUUGCCGUGAAAAGAAUUUUUCGUUAUCUUGUUGGUACUACUGAUCUUGACCUUUGGUAUAGCAAAGGUUCUCAUUUUGAUUUUGUAGCUUAUUGUGAUGUUGAUUAUGCUGGUGAUAAGAUCGAAAGAAAGAGCACAAGUGGUGCAUGUCAAUUCUUAGGAGAAGCGUUGAUAAGUUGGUCAUGUAGAAAGCAAAACACGAUUGCCCUAUCCACUACUGAAGUUGAAUAUGUUGCAACAACAAAUUGUUGCUCCCAAGUCUUAUGGAACAAAAAUCAACUUGAAGUUUUUUCAGUAAGAUAUUAG